AGGGGGCGCUGCGGGCGCGCGCACGCCGGCCCCCGGCGCGGUCCAAUCCGCGCGCCUGCAGGCCCGGGCCUCGCCGGCGCGCGCCGACUUCCGCAUCCGGCUCCGGGCGCUUCCGCUCUUAGCGGGGCCCGCUGGGAGGGUGUACCCCAGACCUCCAGAUGUCGGCCUAUGGGGUUCAACAGAGGAUGAAUCCUCUGUCUCCUUGUCAUCAGUAAGCCACUCUUCCCACCUGCUCUCCCGCCAUCCACUGUCCUCAUGUCUACCUUACUCCUCAAUCUGGAUUUUGGUGAACCUCCCCCCAAAAAAGCAUUUGAGGGGAAUGCCAAGCACCGAAGAUUUGUCCGGAAGCGGCGGCUCUUGGAACGGAGAGGCUUUCUGAAUAAGAAGAACCAGCCCCCGAGCAAGGCAUCUAAGCUGCACUCAGAGCCUCUAAAGAAAGGGGAGACUUCUAGCGUAGAUGGCACUUGGAAGGUCUCUCCUCUUCCAAAAAAGAAGACCGUUGCCUCCAGCAGUGGGCCAGAGCAGGCCCUGGACAAGAAGGCUGCAGUGCCGUGGCUAACCCCUGCCCCUGCACAGAAGCCGGGGUCUGCAGUGGCUAAAGUGGAUUUGCUGGGGGAGUUCCAGAGCGCCCUUCCAAAGAUGAGGAGCCACCCAACUCGCCCCCACAAGAAGGGCCCCCAGAAGAACCCUACUCAGAAGAAUGCCCCACAGAGCUCCACCCAAUCUCAUUCAGACAAUAAAUGUUCCGGAGCAUCCCAGAAGAUGCCAAGGAAGAUGGUGGCCAUUGACUGUGAGAUGGUGGGCACGGGACCCAAGGGGCACGUCAGUUCCCUGGCCCGAUGUAGCAUCGUCAACUACCACGGAGAUGUGCUUUAUGAUGAGUACAUCCUGCCCCCCUGCCACAUCGUGGACUACCGGACCAGAUGGAGUGGCAUCCGGAAGCAGCACAUGGUGAACGCUACACCCUUCAAGACCGCCCGGAGCCAGAUCUUGAAGAUCCUCGCAGGGAAGAUCGUGGUGGGACAUGCCAUCCACAACGACUUCAAAGCCCUUCAGUACUUCCACCCCAAGUCCCUCACCCGCGACACCUCCCACAUCCCCCCUCUCAACCGGAAGGCCGACUGCCCAGAGAAUGCCACCAUGUCUCUGAAGACCCUCACCAAGAAGCUUCUGAACCGGGACAUCCAGGUGGGGAGAAGCGGACACUCCUCCGUAGAGGACGCCCAGGCCACCAUGGAGCUGUACAAGUUGGUGGAAGCCGAGUGGGAGCAGCACCUGGCCCAGAGUCCCCCAGAAGACUAGUGGCAGCGGGAGCGCUGGCGACGUGGGGAGGCAGAGGCCGCAGUGCACGCAGGAACACAGGGCUGUGGACCAGUGGACAGCUCCCCCGCUCUACCUCCUGGGGAGCUCAGCUGUGAGGGAGGCAGAGGCUCCCCCCAGGCUUAAUAGUCAUUGGAAUCUCACCUCCAGUGUUGUGUUGUGUGUCUGGUCACAUUUUCCAAGGAAGGAGGGAGCCUCCGCGUCAGAAGCAGCCCUACACUGUUUACCUCUGAAAUGGUGCUAACCACAGGUCCCAGGGUGCUGGGCUCUGACGGGCGUUCAGACCUUCAUGGGGCAGGGUGCCCUGGCAAGUGAAGUUUCCCAGACUGCCUUAUCACCAGGAAGGCCACAGAUCCCAUUUUAUGCCUUUUGUUCUCAAGUAAUUAGCAGCCUCCUAUUUCACUCUCAUAAGAAGCCUGGUUGGAUGACAGCAUACCCCAGACUCAGCUUUUGGCUCAGAGUUUCCACCUCAUCUGUGUUGGCCUAUCUCCUCCUUCCCACCUUGACCUCCAGAGGUGCCAUCCCUGGGGAGGUUCCAUUCUCCUUCAGGUUACAAGGCAUCAGAGGUAAGAGCGUGAUUUGGAAAUCAACUUUUCUGAUUUAGGAAAGCAGUCUCUUUCCUAAAGUAAUAGAGAAUUUAUUUAAUUUAGAUUCUCCUUGGUAGGUUAAAAAAGAAAAGUGUUUUCAUGGUUUUUAGUCUUUUACUUUGUUAAACCAAACCUCUAAAAAGUCAAAUUAUUCCCUCGAUAAAUUUUUAUAACGGAAAAACA
Molecule: messenger RNA, 2090 nt
Organism: Ailuropoda melanoleuca (giant panda)
Lineage: Eukaryota; Metazoa; Chordata; Mammalia; Carnivora; Ursidae
Gene: ISG20L2
Product: interferon stimulated exonuclease gene 20 like 2
Exons: 4
Coding region: 256-1302 (348 amino acids)
Cellular component (GO): nucleus
Molecular function (GO): 3'-5'-RNA exonuclease activity; nucleic acid binding
Source: RefSeq, a predicted model, not a curated record